Eremomyces bilateralis CBS 781.70 is the source of this 613-nucleotide messenger RNA. RefSeq lists its product as uncharacterized. The record is from RefSeq and is a predicted model, not a curated record. Lineage: Eukaryota; Fungi; Ascomycota; Dothideomycetes; Eremomycetales; Eremomycetaceae. Bases 61 to 540 code for a protein of 159 amino acids. The transcript has a single exon.
CGAAGUUGAGCGCAUCUUCAGUACCAAGUUUACCAAUGUCCAACCCUCCAUCUCUCUAUCAUGAAUCCGGACGACAAGUACGAUCAGAUGAACGACCUACUCUUUGGCAGUGUCCCCGUUCGUGAGGCCCAAGGCAACACCUACCAGCCGAGAACUAGGUUCUAUUCAAUUCCAGUCAAGGAUGACGAUGCGCUUGUCGAAGACCCCGUUGAUCCCGACAAUGCUGAUAGUGACGAGCAAAUAGGUAAGUAUUCUUUGGCUAAACGAUCGCUACUAUACUUAGAUACUUACGCAUGGCUUGUUUGGCCUAUGAUGAGCGUGAGGAGAUCCAACACGUCCAACAUCACUGGCACCCUCAGCCGAGGUGCAACUAAAUGGUCGGGAUCGUACGUCGAGCUUGCAGAUGAAGGGACCAUCAUCAGCGGCACAGAAAUGUGCUUCGAGACAUCCUCGACGACGAUGGAACCUUCCGCAUCGCUAGAGGUCGGAUGUGAGCACGGAUGGAGCCUGGGAUUGUCCUAUAUAGGACCAAUGACUUAGAAUUCAAUGCCUAGCGAGACAGCUUGAACAUCUUUUGGAUACAAUGUCGCCUCGCAACUAUAAAAUCUGUCUU